This is a messenger RNA of Heterocephalus glaber (naked mole-rat), 3239 nucleotides long. It is a transcript of the gene Fbxo3, whose product is annotated as F-box protein 3. Gene Ontology annotation, molecular function: protein binding. NCBI's taxonomy places the organism in Eukaryota, Metazoa, Chordata, Mammalia, Rodentia, Bathyergidae. The record is from RefSeq and is a predicted model, not a curated record. Gene Ontology annotation, cellular component: cytoplasm.
GCGGCGGGGGCGGGGCCGAGGCGGGGCCAGGCUGCACCGCGCCAGGCAAGAUGGCGGCCAUGGAGGCCGAGUUGCCGGUGAUGACCCUGGAGUCGCUGCCUACCGAUCCCUUGCUCCUCAUUUUAUCUUUUCUGGACUACCGGGACCUAAUCAAUUGUUGUUAUGUGAGUCGAAGACUUAGCCAACUAUCAAGUCAUGAUCCACUGUGGAGAAGACAUUGCAAAAAAUAUUGGCUGAUAUCUGAGGAAGAGAAAACACAGAAGAAUCAGUGCUGGAAAUCUCUCUUCAUAGAUACUUACUCUGAUGUAGGAAGAUACAUUGACCAUUAUGCUGCUAUUAAAAAGGCCUGGGAUGAUCUCAAGAAAUAUUUGGAGCCCAGGUGUCCUCGGAUGGUUUUAUCUCUGAAAGAGGGCGCUCGCGAGGAAGACUUAGACGCAGUGGAGGCUCAGAUUGGUUGCAAGCUUCCUGAUGAUUAUCGGUGUUCGUACCGUAUCCACAAUGGACAGAAGCUAGUGGUUCCUGGGUUGUUGGGAAGUAUGGCACUGUCGAAUCACUAUCGUUCUGAAGAUUUGUUAGAUGUUGACACAGCCGCCGGAGGCUUCCAGCAGAGGCAGGGACUGAAAUACUGCCUCCCUUUGACCUUUUGCAUCCAUACUGGUUUGAGUCAGUACAUAGCUGUGGAAGCAGCAGAGGGCCGAAACAAAAAUGAAGUUUUCUACCAGUGUCCAGACCAAAUGGCUCGGGAUCCAGCUGCUAUUGACAUGUUUAUCAUAGGUGCUACUUUUACUGACUGGUUUACCUCUUAUGUCAGCAAUGUUGUAUCAGGUGGCUUCCCCAUCAUCAGAGACCAAAUUUUCAGAUAUGUUCAUGAUCCAGAGUGUGUAGCAACAACUGGGGAUAUUACAGUUUCUGUUUCCACAUCGUUUCUGCCAGAACUCAGUUCUGUACACCCACCCCACUAUUUCUUCACAUACCGAAUCAGGAUUGAAAUGUCAAAGGAUGCACUUCCUGAGAAGGCUUGUCAGCUGGACAGUCGCUACUGGAGAAUAACAAAUGCUAAAGGAGAUGUAGAAGAAGUUCAAGGACCUGGAGUUGUUGGUGAAUUUCCAAUCAUCAGCCCAGGUCGAGUAUAUGAAUAUACAAGCUGUACCACAUUCUCUACAACAUCAGGAUACAUGGAAGGAUAUUAUACGUUCCAUUUCCUUUACUUUAAAGACAAGAUUUUUAAUGUUGCCAUUCCUCGAUUUCAUAUGGCUUGUCCAACAUUCAGGGUGUCUAUAGCCCGAUUGUUUUGAUAAUUUGUGCCUUUCAUGGAAUUUGUCCAUUUCAUCUAAAUGUUGAAUUCAUUGGCGUUAUUCACAGUAUUCCCUUGAUAUCCUUUUAAUGGCUAUAAGAGCUAUAGUCACAUGUCCUCUUUUGUUCUUAAUAUUGGUAACAUAUCUUCUCUAUUGUUCAUCAUAAGAUUAUUAUCACUUGUUGAUCACUUAAACGAACAACUUUAGAUUUCACUGAUUUUUCUCUAUUGUUUGCUCUUUCCAUUUCAUUGAGUUCUGCAAUUGUCUUUAUUUCUCUUCUACUUACUUUGGGUUUAAUUUGUUUUUCUUCUAGCUUCAUAAAGUAGAUGUUACUAGACUUUUCAUCUCUAAGCAAUGUUUUAGCUGUAUCUCACAAAUUUUGAUAUUUUUUUUGUUAACAUUUAGUUCAAAAUAGAUUUCCUUUGUAAUUUAAGUGUGGUCUAUGACUUUUCUAGAAAUGUAUUAAUUUCCAAAUAUUUGGAAGCUUUUCAGUUAUCUUUUGGUUAUUGAUUUCUAAUUUUAUUGUGACUAAAGAACUUACUCUGUAUUUUCAUUAUUUUUAUAUGUCUGUGGCUCAACAUGUGAAGAAUUUACAUAUCUUGGUAAAUGAUUUUUGUAUACUUGAAUGUAUAUUCUGCCAUUGGGGGAAUAUUAUUCUAUAAAUACAGGUCAAAGUGAUUGGUUGGUUGACAGUGUUUUUCAGGUCAUCUGUAUAUUUAUGGUAUUUUCAGUCUUUGUUCUGUCAACUACUGAAAAGAUGAUUGUUGAAAUUUCCAAAUGAUGGCUUUGUCAGAUUUAGUUCUGUCAGAUUUACCUCAUGUAUUUUAAAGCUUUAUAAUUGUGUGUAAAUGUGCUUACGAUUAUUAUGUCUUUCCAAGGAAGUAGUUCUUUUAUCAUUAUGAAUCUCUUUCUUCAUCUCUGAUAAUAUUCCUUAUCCUAAAGUUUAAGAGGACUGAGGUUUGUUUAGGCAGGGAGUGGAACUCCUAUUGGGUCAGCUUGAUCCUUUUGAGGCUUGCUUUUAUAUUAGGGACAGUGGUUCUCAAGCAUUCCAGCCUCAUGGCCCCCUUAGGUGCUGACACUUACUAAGGAAUCCAAACAAUUCUUGUUUACAUGGGCUAUAUCAGUAUUGACCAUAUUAGAAAUUAAAACUGAAAAGUUGGAUAAUAUUCAUUUACCAAUUCCUUUUAAAAUUACAAUAAAUAAACCUGUUACAUGUUCAUCUCUCUCUUAAUUUUGUACGUGUUAGAGUUUUAGUUUUCUCCUAAACACAAGUAAACAUAUAAAAUCUUGACCUUCUCAAAAUGUCUUCUCUCAAGAUGAGAAAUCAAUAAACAGAAAUGAGAAUUCUGGACUUUUAAGCAACAUAAAGAAGACAAUGGGGGUUGUAUUUGUUAAUUUAUUACCUGUUCCUAUAUUAGUUUUCUUGAUAUAGAAGUUGAAUUGUUCUUCUUUUUGUCUUCUAUCAGUCUAAUUAGUAUGCUUUAAUAUUUCCUUUGUCUUUGUGCUUUGCCACUUCAAAGUGGACUUUUUGGUUAGUCCUAUUGCCUUCUCCGGGUCUAGCUGGGUUGGUAAUUGUGCUUGUUUGAGGGCCUUGUAGAGACUUCUGCUGCUUACUUAUUUCCAUUCUUGUCUGUGUUCCUCUUUCCAUGUGACGUUAGUGUAUGUAAACUUUUAUCUCUUUAUCCUUGUUUUUUGACAUGUUGAUUCCUCUAACCUUAUUAAAUAAUUAAUACUCAUACCACCUGAACAUCAUGUUUUAGAAAUUCCAAAGUCUUUGCCUUCCUAGUUUUUGGACCUCUUACUGAAUCUUAAAGCCUUCAUUCCUUAGAUUAAAAAAAUAUAUAUAUUUAUUUCCAAAGAUACAAGUAAUGGAAUAUCUUAUGUUACCUGUUUUAUAGUCUCUAAUUGUUAUUGUUGUGUUAUAAUAAAUUCUAAGUAACACAG